This is a messenger RNA of Octopus sinensis (East Asian common octopus), 2644 nucleotides long. Its product is annotated as myosin light chain kinase, smooth muscle. Gene Ontology annotation, molecular function: ATP binding; protein binding; protein kinase activity. NCBI's taxonomy places the organism in Eukaryota, Metazoa, Mollusca, Cephalopoda, Octopoda, Octopodidae. The record is from RefSeq and is a predicted model, not a curated record. Bases 149 to 2644 code for a protein of 831 amino acids. Gene Ontology annotation, biological process: protein phosphorylation. The transcript is spliced from 16 exons.
UGAAAAUAUUGUUGUUGAUGAUGUGAACUAUGACUCUGUGACUUUAUCAUGGAAAGAACCAAGGAAUGCUUCAGUGACCAGCUAUCUUUUAGAAAUUAAGCAUAUAGAAAGAAAAUUCUGGAAAAAGGAAGCUCGAUUGCCUCCUUAUAUGCUUCACUAUCAGCUGAAGAAUUUAUCUGAUGAUGAUAUACUUUUAGUUCGAGUAUCAGCAUCAAAUCAGUAUGGUACCAGUGAACCUUGUACUCUCACCUCACCCAUACAUAUUAAAUUUCGCACGAGAGUUCCACUUGCUCCUUCAAAAUGCCCUGAAGUAAUUAGGUUUGGAGAAAGCUCAAUUAAAAUGUCAUGGGAUGUUCCAUUGGAUGAUGGUGGAUUUUCGAUCAUUGGUUAUCAAAUAGAGAAAACUGAAAGGGCAGGCAACUUCUGGACAAUAGUAAAUGAAGUUCCAGUGACAGAUACCAAAUAUAUCGUUGAGAACUUGCAAGAGAACUCAACCUAUCACUUUCGAGUAAGGGCUAUUAAUUCUGUAGGAUUAAGUGACCCUUCACCAUCAACGCUUUUGAUACUUUUCAAGAUAAAAGAAGUCAGUGAGCCACCUUAUUUCAAGGAUGAAAUCCAAGACAUUUGUGUGGAAUGGGGAAAAUCAGCUGAGUUUUCUUGUGAAGUGGUUGGUAUUCCUACUCCAAAUAUAACAUGGUACAAGAGCUGUUGUCAAAUCUUCAAUGGGCGCAAACAUAAGAUUGACACUGUUGGAAAUGAACAAUUGUUGACCAUAAACAAUGUGGAUUAUGAUGAUUCUGGAGAUAUAGAAUGCCGAGCAAAGAACAAAGUGGGAUCUGCUUGUAGCAAAGGAAAAUUAGAUGUUUAUGCCCCUGCCAAAGUCAAACUCUCUGAUUAUUACAAGAAAGGACUAAGAUAUUUUGAAGGAGACACAAUGAAAAUUAGCAUCCAAUUCUUUGGUAAACCUCGGCCUGUUAUUCUUUGGUCUAAAGAUGGCAAAACAAUCAAGAACAAUCGGCAUACUUGUAUUAGAAAUCUAGAAAAAUAUACAACUCUCGUGGUACAAAAAGUUUCGAAAGCUGAUGCCGGGGUUUAUCAUUUAUAUGUCAAUAAUCUUCAUGGAAAUGAUUCUGUUGAUAUUCCUAUCACAAUUAUUGGAAAACCAAAAACUCCUGGGAAACCAACUGUUACUAAUGUAACAAACCAUUCAAUUGAGAUUUGCUGGCCAGAAUCAACCAUUGAAACUUCGACUAAUGGCUAUAUUAUAGAGAAAUGUGACUUAGUAACAGGAAUAUGGAGGUAUGCAAUGUCAACAAAUACUUGUCAGGCAACAAUAAAUUAUUCUGAAAGAAAUAAGAAAUACAAAUUUCGUGUCCGUGCUGAAAAUGCAUUGGGUGUUAGUGAACCAAGCAAACAUUGUGAAAUUCUUAUUAAGGAAGAAGUUAAGGAAAAAACCAGCUCUGACGAAUUAUAUGAUUCAAAUAAGGAAGAUAAAUCACUCGACACUGAUAGAAUCAUAGGUGGUGUCCUCAGUAAAUAUAUUAUUUACGAAGAAUUGGGUCGCGGUGCCUUUGGAGUUGUGCAUCGAGCAGUUGAGAGAGCUACUGGUAAAGUUUGGGCAGCAAAAUUCAUAAAGUGUAGGCCACAUGAGAAAGAAGCCGUUGAACAUGAGAUUUAUAUCAUGAAUUGCUUGCAUCAUCGCAAACUUUUGCAGCUUCAUGAAGCUUUUGAGCAACCUGGAGAGAUUGUCAUGAUUCUUGAAUUCCUCAGUGGCGGAGAACUCUUUGAUCGCCUAAUCUCAAAUGACUACACAUUCACAGAAGAAGACUGCAUUAGUUACAUGCGUCAGAUCUGCCAAGGAGUCCAACACAUGCAUCACAAAAAUAUUAUUCAUCUUGAUUUAAAACCAGAGAACGUCAUGUGUGUCACCAAAGACAGCACUGGCAUCAAACUGAUUGACUUUGGUUUGGCUCAGAAAAUUGAAGAUGGAAAAUCAAUUAAGGUGCUUUUUGGCACAGCUGAAUUUUGUUCUCCAGAGAUCAUUAACUUUGAACCAGUUUCUUUCAGCAGUGAUAUGUGGUCCCUGGGUGUCGUUGCCUAUGUGCUGUUAAGUGGUUACUCUCCUUUUGCUGGUGAUGACGACCAAGAAACAUUUGCCUACAUUAACAAUAUAGAUUAUGAUUUUGAUGAUGAAGCCUGGGAAAAUGUAUCUGAAAUAGCCAAAGAUUUUAUAGCAAAUCUACUUGUCAAAGACAAAAGAGAGCGAAUGACUAUUGAUGAAGCUUUAAAUCACCCUUGGCUAAAUCCCCAGAAAAAAUUAGCCCCGGGUCAAAUGGAUAGUGGAUAUGAACAAAUUACAAAGAAAACUGAACUACCAACAGAAAAUCACAAAGAAUACUUAGAAAGAACCAGAAAUAAGGACAAAGAUUUUGAUCUUCUUCCCAUUGGAUGUCUUGCACAUGAAAGUGCCAUCUUCAGGCGUGAGGGUGACUUUGGUGUUUUGCCAAGAGAAUUAGUUAUGGAAAUGCCAGAAUGUGCUCCAGAGAUUGUAGAACCAUUGGUGAAUAUGUGCAGCUAUGAAGAUUCUUCUGUUCAUCUAAAGUGUAUUAUUACUGGUAAACCAGAGCCAUCAACCACUUGGUAA